ACCACCACAAUCAGCUCGAGCACGACAAAAAGUGGCGCACCAGCACCAACACAAACUGGAAUUGUAGCAAACUGCCAAGCCUGGUAUGCCGCUAAAGGUGGGGAUGGAUGUGGUGCCAUUGCUACAUCGUACAAUAUCUCUCUGGCACAGUUUUAUGCUUGGAAUCCCGCUGUUGGAAGU
Hyaloscypha bicolor E is the source of this 180-nucleotide messenger RNA. RefSeq lists its product as uncharacterized. The transcript has a single exon. NCBI's taxonomy places the organism in Eukaryota, Fungi, Ascomycota, Leotiomycetes, Helotiales, Hyaloscyphaceae. The annotation marks the transcript as partial. The record is from RefSeq and is a predicted model, not a curated record.